Messenger RNA from Centropristis striata (black sea bass), 2547 nucleotides. It is a transcript of the gene abtb1, whose product is annotated as ankyrin repeat and BTB (POZ) domain containing 1. The coding region runs from base 148 to 1578 and encodes 476 amino acids. Lineage: Eukaryota; Metazoa; Chordata; Actinopteri; Perciformes; Serranidae. Gene Ontology annotation, molecular function: protein binding. The transcript is spliced from 12 exons. The record is from RefSeq and is a predicted model, not a curated record. Gene Ontology annotation, cellular component: ubiquitin ligase complex; cytoplasm.
CUGUGCAAGAAGGUGUGUCUGUCCCUGUCCGCUAAGUCCUCCAGCAUCGACAGAGAAAACUCCAAAACCUCGCCCAAUAAUCGCUCACCUGUCCGGCAGACAGGCCGUCUCAAUGCAUUACAGAGGACCGAAAACACUGCGGGGACCAUGGAUGUGCACGAUUUGUUUAGUAGCUGCAGAAAAGGCGACAUUUGUAGAGUCAGAUACCUUGUUGAGCAAAGAGACGUGGAUCUUAAUGUAAAAGAUAAAUGGGACAGCUCUCCUUUGUAUUAUGCUUGUCUCUGUGGCCACGAGGAGCUGGUCCAGUACCUGUUGGCGAGUGGUGCCAAGUGUGAAGCCAACACGUUUGAUGGCGAGAGGUGCAUGUACGGCUGUCUAAGUGACUCUGUUCGUCGCCUGCUCAAAGAUUAUAAGUGCAUAGCUGUCCGUGCCAUGCAGCGGAAUGAUUUUAACUACUUCCUACACAUGCUGCUGGAGCAGGGUCAACACAGCGACAUCAAGUUCCUGGUCCAUGGACAAGUGUUUAUGGCCCACAGAUGUAUCCUUAGUGCACGCUCAGAGUACUUCACUGAGAUGUUUGAGACUAAAUGGAAAGGGAAGAACUUGAUCACCCUCAAACACCCUUUGAUUAACCCUGCAGCCUUUGGAGCCAUCCUGCAAUAUUCCUAUACAGGACGAAUGGAUGUGGAUAUAAGCCUUGUGGAGGACUGCAGGCGACUUGCUAAACAGUGCAAAAUGGAAGAUCUGAUAGAAGAACUGGAGAAUAAAUGCAAACAGUUGUAUGAAUUUGUGUCCAACAAGCCAGGCAUGUGUGUGAAGGUCCUCAGCCUGGAGCCUCACAGCUGUCAACUUCAGGAGGACAUGGCUCAGUUAGCAGACUGUGCGCUUCCCAUUGAACUAAGAGUUGGAUUUGGAGAACUUCCCUUUAACAGAGUCGACCGCUUCCCUACUUAUCCUGACAUCUGCUUCAGAGUGGAUGGUUUCGACUUCUUGUGUCAUAAGGCAUUUUUCUGUGGACGUAGUGAUUAUUUUAAAGCCCUGCUGGAGGACCACUUCAGUGAGGGACAGCAGCUACAGUCCCAACCCAGCACCCCAGUGAUUACUUUACACAACAUUUCCCAUGAAAUAUUUAUCCACGUCAUGUAUUACAUCUACACUGACGCCACAGAGCUUAUUAUAGAGAAUGUUUGUGACGUGCUGGGAAUGGCCGACAUGUAUCUUCUGCCGGGGCUGAAGGCUCUUUGCGGGAAGACGCUGGCUAAGACUAUAUGUGAAGACAACGUUCUGUGCUUGUGGAGGAUGGCGAAGCUCUACCGUCUGUCUCGGCUGGAGGAUCAAUGCGCAGAGUUCAUGGCCAGAAACAUUGAGCGGAUGGUGGAGCAGCCUGAGUUUGCAGAGAUCAUCACAGAGGAUGCUGCAUCCUUGGAGGAGCGACACGAGACUGACUCCGUCCCCCUGGUGGACGACAUCCGCUACCACAUCGCCAGCAACGUGCAGACCUACAGCGCUAUUGAGGAGGCCAACCAGAAGCUGGACGCCUUGGAGGAUCUGCUCUCCAGCAUCAAUAUUGACUGCUGAGGGUUAACAGGUUUUGCCGUGUGAAUGCAGCUGCAGUUUUUAACCCAUAAGAACCCACGGUGACACGCAUGUAACAAACACUUUACAUGUUCUAUAAUUUCCCAUAUACAGCUUUAUGCUUCACCUUAACUCAUUUAAUCCCUUAGCAAGACUGUUUGACUGUGACAGGAAGUGACAUCUUCAAAAUAUGUGUGUGACUGGAAACAGAAAUGUGAAAAAGUAGCUAAUUUAAAAAAAUAUAUUUUUUGUCUUCGAGGCUAAAUUUAAACCCAUUUAACAAUUCUAAUUCUAAUCUAAGUACAUUUGACCAAAUAUAAACAAAAAAUAAUCCUAUUCUAUUCUGUCACAAUUGUGUUGUGGAGAUGUAAAGAAAAAGGCAAAUUUGUGUUUCUGUAAGCAGAAAAGGUGUCUAGUUUAUUUAUUUUAAAAUAAGAAAUAUCAUACACAUAACUUCCAUAAACGCCCAAUGUAACAUAUAUGUCAUAUCACAGAUCUUUGACAUUUAGGGGUUGUAUUUUUUUAUUAAAACAUCAUAAAUGUGUUCUGUGUGGUCGACUUGUUCUGUGGUAUAUUCCCCAUAAUUUUCCGUUAAGGACAACUGGGUCUGGGUUCUUAUGGGUUAAGGUGGAUACUUUGGGAGGACAGAUAGUGGUGGAAACAUUUUUUGACAGAGAAAAUGUGCGUCUGUAAAAUUGAAGGUUUUAUUUCAUUUACAGUAUAUUGUACAGAAUAUAUAUUUUCAAAGGCUUCAGAGAAAUGUUUCUUUUUUGAGGGAGACGUAUCAAAAGAUGUUUGGUAUGAAGUACCAAGUUGUGCAAGAUGUGUUUUUGAGGAAAUUGUGAAUGAUAUAUUUACUAAAGAAUAUAUUUCAGUACACAUACAUGGAUUUAUUUUAGGCAUAACUGCUGGAAUUCAGACUAGCUGCUUAUUUAGCUCUUUUAUGUAUUUUGCUAACAAAGUGCAACAAAA